This is a messenger RNA of Cotesia glomerata, 2241 nucleotides long. Its product is annotated as solute carrier family 46 member 3-like. The coding region runs from base 478 to 2142 and encodes 554 amino acids. The record is from RefSeq and is a predicted model, not a curated record. NCBI's taxonomy places the organism in Eukaryota, Metazoa, Arthropoda, Insecta, Hymenoptera, Braconidae. Gene Ontology annotation, molecular function: transmembrane transporter activity. Gene Ontology annotation, cellular component: membrane. Gene Ontology annotation, biological process: transmembrane transport. The transcript has 6 exons.
UGUAGAGAAGAAAUACUAACAAGUGCUAGGUGGAUGGACUCUAGGCAUAACUAGCAACCAGCAACUAGCAACUAGCCUCUCCACAGCAGAUGAGUGAUCAGUGUGCGAUGUGAAGAACAUAGGCAAGUAGGGAGUAGUGAGUACCGUCGAUCUGAGAGGGAGAGCUCUGGGUAAGUGCGAGGAAGAGGGGCCGAGGGAGACCUGUAACACGCAAUGCACAAUAUGCCACGGUACGGUGUUGUACGGGACGAGCAAGAGAAGUAGAAGCAGACUCCGGUAGACAGCGUCCGGGCAAUCCCACCGGCAGUAACCAGUAGUGUCCAAGUGCCCAAGUCGAGAUCACUGUUAAAGCUCCAGGAGCACUACCAGUCAAGUCUUUCUCCAGUUAAGGACUGAAAUUUUUUGUCAAAAUUGUUCAAGUGCCUUGAGACCAAUCCGCCUCCUUCCGACCAACCAGACAGAGCAGUUGUUAGUAAGAUGACUAACAACAACGUGACCAAGGAGCAGCAGAAGUCGCUGACGGAGGAAGUGCUGACUUGGAAGUCGAUGAGCGUCAGGCAAAAGUGCAACUUUCUCUUCAGCAACAUAACAGUGGAGCCGAUGGUCGCGUGUUACAUAAUGCCGAGUGUCCUUGCCUCCCUCGCGACGCAAAAUCUGAACCUGGAGAAGGCCUGCAGAGUCAACCUGGGCUACUCCGACGACGUCUGCUCGGCCCUGGCCGCGAGGAACACCUCUGUCUACAAAAAAGAGGAGGCCCAGGUCCAGCAACUGGUCGCGGGGAUGCAAACCUGGAAGCUGGCCCUUCAAAGCGGACUCCCGAGCCUGCUGAUCCUCUUCCUCGGGGCCUGGAGCGACAGGACCGGCCACAGGAAGCCCUGCAUGCUCCUGCCGAUCGUCGGGGAGUUCCUCACCAGCGUCAGCCUCCUCGCGUGUACUUACUGGUUCUACGAGCUGCCCAUGGAGGCUGCUGCCCUCGCCGAGGCCUUCUGGCCGGCGGUCACUGGAGGAUGGUUCACCAUGCUCAUGGCCGUCUUCAGCUACGUCGGGGACAUCACUACGGUCGAGUCCAGGACGCUCAGGAUUGGCACUGUUAAUGUUUUCCUAUCUGUUGGGAUUCCCAUUGGGAUGUCCCUUUCGGGGAUUCUUUAUAUGAAGAUCGGGUUCUAUGGGGUCUUUGCUAUUUCUACUGUGUGCUAUGUUAUCAGUUUUAUCUAUGGGCUCGUGAUGGUUAAGGAGGCUCCCCGGCCGCCCAGUCCCAAGCCGGAAAACUCUGCCGAGAAAAUGUCGCUUUGCAGAAGUGUCGCUGACUUUUUUGCCUUCCGGCACAUUUCUGAGACUUUUAGGGUCGCGUUUAAAGAGGACGCGAAUAAUAGACAGAAGAGGAUUUGUGUUUUGAUGAUUGUUGUCAUGGUUGUGGUCGGGCCUAUGUAUGGAGAGAUGGCUGUGAUGUAUCUCUUCACGCGUUACCGAUUCAACUGGAAUGAACUUGAAUUCAGCAUGUUCUACACUUACUCCAUGCUCACUAAUUUAAUUGGUACAAUGAUGUCUGUGGGAAUAUUCAUUCAUUUUUUAAAAAUAGACGACGCGCUUGUCGGAGUAAUGAGUUGCAUGAGCAAAAUUUUGGCGAGUUUCGUUUACGCCUUUGCCGCUGAAGACUGGGUCAUUUAUUUAGCUCCGCUGGUAGAAAUAAUAAAUGGAACAUCAUUCAUUGCAAUGCGGUCCAUAGCUUCAAAAUUAGUCCCAACAGACGAGCUUGGUAAAGUAAAUUCUUUAUUCGGAGUUUGUGAAUCACUGAUGCCUCUAGUAUACGGACCAAUUUAUAGUUCAGUGUAUGCAGCAACGAUGGACACAUUACCAGGAACAUUUUUUUUACUUGGAGGCGCUUUAACGAUCCCCGCUGUAAUAUCAUUUUUGUGGCUGUACUUUGAGAGCAGAAGGGAUCGGGCGCUGAUGGAGCUCGAAAUGAGGAAGGAGAAGUUUACUAAAGUUGAAGAAUUGGGUGAUAAGGGGAUUAAGAUGAUUAUUAAUAGCGAUAACAAUAAAGAUUUUCAUAGGAAAAUUUCAAUGGCUAAUUCCGAUAAGCACAUUGAAGCUGCUGUCAAUGGUAUUGAUAAUCCUAAUUUUCUCUCCGAGCAUUUAUAAAAUUUACUAAAUUUUUUUAGUCACUUUUUUUUAUUUUUUAAAUUUCAUUUUAAUAUUUUACACCAAAAAAACAUCACAAAUAUUUAUGACUGGUUUAAA